CGCAUACACACUUUGAGGUGCACGAACAUUUAUCUACUGUAGUCUUUUUGAGCUGAACGCAAGGCUACAAAAGGAUCGUACUACCUUGCGACCGCAUCAUUUCUCAAACAGCUACCGUGCGGUAAACACUUGACACACUCGCUAAACUACCGAGCGACUGCCUGGCGUCUGUCGGUGUACACGUAAAAGCACAAAAACAAAACAUCUCAUACAAAUUAACACAAAACUCGUUCUCUGCUCACACAAUCACAAGCGGGCGAAUAUCGCGUAUUCUCGCAGACUAUAACUUGACUUUCGCGAAUACACGAACACUUGUACUCGCGGUAUUAAAGAACAACAACUGGAACAUGGCUGUGGACGGACAACGUUUCAUGACCAAAACGCAACAUUAUCGUAAGGUCACAAAACCACUGCUGGAGCGUAAGCGACGCGCACGCAUGAAUCUCUACUUGGACGAACUGAAAGAUCUCAUUGUGGAUACCAUGGAAGCGCAAGGGGAACAUAUUGCCAAAUUGGAGAAGGCUGACAUACUGGAGCUGACGGUCAACUACUUGCGCACACACAAACACGAAAUUGCCGCCAGCGUUGCACAGCAUCAAGCAGCAGUUAGCGGUUCAGCAGGACGCGGCAUUAAUGUAGAGAAAUUUCGCGCCGGUUACACGCAAGCUGCAUAUGAAGUGUCGCGCGUGUUCGCCACAGUGCCUGGACUGGAUGUGAAAUUCGGUACGAAUCUUAUGAAACAUUUGGGUUAUCAGCUGAAGGAUUUGCAACCACCACCACCACCCCCGCCUUCCGAGUCUCCGACCAGUGAUGAAGCACUUAAUUUGGAGGUGGUUAAGCGUGCUGCAGCAUCACCGACGGCGGAAUUUUCGGAUACUAAGCAUAUGAGGCGCGACUUGCAACAACAACAACAAAUGGUUGGAAAUAUGCAACAGAUGAAGGGCGCGGACGCAGAGGUUGGCGGUGAGUGUUUGUGGCGUCCGUGGUAGCUGCGUGGUGCGCUUCUUACAACUCGCAGCAGGUCGAUGUUCUUGCGAGCUUUCGAUGUUUUUUUUCACUUAUUAGCAGCCAGUGGCUUUAUUAGUUUUAAGUGUUUGUAGUGAUUUAAGGAUCGUAAAAUAAUUUCGAAUAUUAUCAUGUCAGCUUUAUUGUUGUAAGUACAAAUUGUCAUUAAGCAUAUGUAGUUGAUAACUUAUACAUACUUAUAUAUUUUUUUGUUGUAUUAAUGUGAUUAGCCUGUGAUAGCCGCCAACUCCACUCAGUUAGCGAUUGGUCUGUUCGUAAACCGAUCUCCACACCUCCCCGAGUACUUCCAAGUGUAUUUAGCUUUAGUGAUUUGUAAGUUAUUAAACUCAGCUUAAAAUUAGUGUUAGUUAUAAGUCAUUUCUAAUUAAGUUGCUUCCAGUUAAUUCAUAAUUUAAUUUAUAUUAUUUUUAAUGUAAUCAAGUUUUAAAUAUAAGUAUGAAUUUUUCUCAUACAAAUAGUACAAAAAGAGC
Molecule: messenger RNA, 1496 nt
Organism: Anastrepha ludens (Mexican fruit fly)
Lineage: Eukaryota; Metazoa; Arthropoda; Insecta; Diptera; Tephritidae
Gene: E(spl)mdelta-HLH
Product: enhancer of split mdelta protein
Exons: 1
Coding region: 348-989 (213 amino acids)
Biological process (GO): anterior/posterior pattern specification; regulation of neurogenesis; regulation of transcription by RNA polymerase II
Cellular component (GO): nucleus
Molecular function (GO): DNA-binding transcription factor activity, RNA polymerase II-specific; RNA polymerase II cis-regulatory region sequence-specific DNA binding; protein dimerization activity
Source: RefSeq, a predicted model, not a curated record